This is a messenger RNA of Amphimedon queenslandica, 3000 nucleotides long. RefSeq lists its product as uncharacterized. The transcript has 15 exons. The coding region runs from base 591 to 2828 and encodes 745 amino acids. Lineage: Eukaryota; Metazoa; Porifera; Demospongiae; Haplosclerida; Niphatidae. The record is from RefSeq and is a predicted model, not a curated record.
AAGCUGGCAAAGCAAAGCCAACAAACAAGACAAGACAAGAUGAAUCUUCUCUGCUGUUUUGAGGAUACUACAACUGUUAGCAACGACGCAGAAGCAACAGAGCAGCCAUCUACUACAAAAUCGCAAUUGCCAGAGGGUGCUUUGGAAAUAUGUCGCAAAUUUGACAAGAAUGGUGACGGGUAUAUCAGCAAGAAGGAGAUGAGGGAGGCUGUUGGUAACUCUGUAACAAAAAAAGAUUUGGAAGAGCUCUUAAAAAGAGCUGAUACCAAUAAUGAUGGGAAAGUAGAUUAUGGAGAGUUUUUCAAAGCUGCUUUUUCCAAGGAAUGAUUACAUUGACAGCUACAAUAAGUGUGCAUAUGUAUAUUGUACUUAGUUUUCUUAAUCUGGAUGAAUUUAUUAUUUUAUUUUAAUGAUCCUACUGUGCAGUUGACAUAACUCCCACUCUAAUAUAUAUAGUGUGAUAACCUCCUCCACCUAGUUAAUUUUUAGCUCCGCCCCAAAUUAAUAAACCACAUAAGACCUUUAGCUCAGCUCAAGCAUCAAAAAAGAUCUUUUUCUCUAGAUUAGAUAAUCUUGAUUUGUUGGUAAAUAUGGUCCAACCUUUUCAUCACUUUGCUCCACCACUCAACACUCCUGUACCAGCUGCAGCAGCUCCAUCCCAGAGUGUGCUUCCUCCAAGAAGACAAAGAAGCAAUACCAUUGGAAAUGUUGAGGAACUGUCCAGCAGCAGCAGCAGUGAGAGCAAUGUCUCUGGCCGCCGCUCCAAGAGCUGGUAUGAAGGAUUAGCUGGUAGUUUCAUUGAUAGUAUAAGAGGUAGUUCAGUGGCAAGUGAUGCAAUAGAAAAAAAAGAAAGUAUCAAGACCAAAAUGAAAGGAGCAUUGAAAGAUAUAGCUCAAUGGUGCCCUGAGGAAACUCGUGAGGAUUUCCAAAAACACUACUUGGAGCCUGUCAAAUACAAAAUGAAGGAAAAGAUAGUUUCCAUUGGAAUAUGCGGAGAGGCUGAAUCUGGGAGGAGAACAUUACUUAGUGUACUCCAGCAUUCAAGAAAUAGAAGUUCGACUAGUAGCAAUGAUUCAUACCUGGUCUUCAAACUGUGUCCUUACAUGAGUCAUGCACAGGCUGGGAACCUCAAUGAAGAGUUUACUCGCUCACUUCUCUCCUGCUCAGCUUAUCUCUGUGUUAUGAGCUGCCAGGAGAUACACAAGGAGAGAGUUGAGACAGGCUAUCUGGAAGUGUUGCUACAGAGAGACAAAGAUAUAUUUAAUCAGAGAAGAGCUCUAAUUGUUGCAAACAAGCUUGAUCUUUGCUUCACGGACGAGGAGCUCCAAAAGAUGGGCAGACAAAUUAAUAUUGCAUCUCAUGCCAACUCUGGCUCUCUCAGUGCGACAAGUAGCGAAUACUCACAUUAUGAUAGGCUACAGGAUCAUCAAGACUUUGAACAGUACAUAAAGAAAAAAGCGGCUGGACAAAUUAAGCAUCACACAGGCACUGAGGUGCCUGCAAGUUGCAUCAAACCAGCCAUACUGAAGUGGUCAAGAUUAGCUCGAGAUUAUUACCAAGGGAUUGAAGAGGGACCAGGGACAGAAGCUCAGUUACAAGAAUGGCUGGAUCUGCAUGAACCUUACAGAGAAAUGAGCAGUGACCUCGAGGGAGCAAGUGACGAGAAAAUAUUUGAGAUAAUAACUGGGACUUCAGACAUUGAAGACUGGGUUGAGCAUCACUCAAAAAAUGUUAAUAACCUCAAACAGCUCUCAGUAUUAUCUGAUAUUGUUUAUUGCAUUCAUCAAUGCAUUGACCUCCUCCAAACAGAAAUAGAUACUCUCACUAUGAAACUAGAGAAUAUGGAGACUCUUUUAGUCCAAAAGUCGCAAAUGAUGGAAGAGCUGAGGUUAUGUCAUUCUGUCAUAUCUUCAAAUAUCGACAACACAACACUAUUUGCUGGCUUAAUAGAAGCCUAUGACACAGAUAUAAAAGAGCCAUUGUUGAAUCUUAGAAAACUAGCUGAAAGCCUUAUAGAAAGAUUCAAAGAAAUGAGCACAUCAAAAGUGAGAAGACUCGUUCAAUAUCAGGUUGAAUAUCCCUGCAAUGAAGCACUUCAGGAAACAUGUGAACUUGAUAUUGAUAGUUUUUGUCGUGGGGCAGCAAAUCAAGUGAAAAAAAUAAGAAGAGGUGUCAUUUUAAAUAGCAUGCACAAUGUUCUUCCAUUUAAAAUGAUAAAAGAGAAUGCAUUAGAGCUCACUAAACUUGCUGAUCAUUUACUCGAGGAGAAAACAUCACUGGAACUCAUUAUAAUACCAGGAGGAGGAGGAAGUAUUGAAGGAGAUUGUACUAGGAAAGAUUACAACAGACUAUCAUGCACUAGUGGAUUAGAACUGUCUUAUCCAGUCACUCUAGAAACAUUCAUCAAUGACGAUGAUACACUACAAGCAAUAGCUGAUCAACUUCACCCCUAUUUCUGUACUAUGCUUUCUUUGCAUACAGACUCAGUAGAAAAUGCAAUUGAUCACAAAAAUCUGGACAAUGAUGUGAAGGAGGACUUUAUAAAACGAUGUGAGAAGUAUUUAACAUCAGAAAAUCUUAGAACAAAAACUGUUCAGUUUCAUAUGGACAUAGUCACUACUUAUAUCUCAAAUUUUCUUGAGAAGUUUGAUCAAAAGUAUCAACCACAAUUAUUAUCAAUGAAACAACAGAUGACUGAAGAAAUUGAGACUUUGACCAAAGCAAAGGAAAGAAGUCUUAAAAACAUGAGGAAAGCAAUCACACUUAAAGUGACACUAGAAUUAGAAAGAUCAGAGCUCUUGGCACGAAUCGCGGGUGGAAAUAAUUAAUACUUAAUAACGACGUGGUGUUGGCUUUUAUAUAAAUAUCCUUAUAUAUAACAGAGACUUAUUUUAACUGUGUAUAUUAUAAAUUUUUAAUUUUAUUUUUAAUUUUCUAAUGCACGCACAGUUAUGUUUUAGUUGCAACUAUCAUAUAAUAAUAAUCAGUUAAUUCUUUGAA